Messenger RNA from Falco peregrinus (peregrine falcon), 5228 nucleotides. RefSeq names its product zinc finger protein 239-like. NCBI's taxonomy places the organism in Eukaryota, Metazoa, Chordata, Aves, Falconiformes, Falconidae. Bases 380 to 1366 code for a protein of 328 amino acids. Gene Ontology annotation, cellular component: nucleus. Gene Ontology annotation, biological process: regulation of transcription by RNA polymerase II. Gene Ontology annotation, molecular function: DNA-binding transcription factor activity, RNA polymerase II-specific; RNA polymerase II transcription regulatory region sequence-specific DNA binding. The record is from RefSeq and is a predicted model, not a curated record. The transcript has 2 exons.
GCUGCGCCCCGGCUCGGCAGCGGCCGGCGCCGCGGCCGGGGAGGGGCUCCACCGGCGGCCGAGCCCGGGCCGGCCCAACCGGCCGGCUGGGCUUUGCCCGCCGGGGCCCCCCGCAGCCCCGCGCCCGGCCGGGGGCACCUCCUGCUGCCGCGGUGAGCGGCGCAGGGCAGGGGCCGGGGCCGGAAGGGUUACAGCCACGGAGGCCGGCCGGCCGCCUCCCGGGAGCCGCAGGAAGCGCCGGCGGGGCGGGCCCGCGCGGGGAACGUCCCCUCCCCGCGGCCGGUGGCCGCACCGCGCCCAGCCGGGGCUGCGCCCGGCGCCCCCUCCGCCCCGCCCGGACCGGGCCGGGGCCGUGCCGCCGGGCGGAGGUGAUGGGAGCAUGAGCGAGAAUGAGGGGGAUCUCCAGCCAGAUGGGCUGCAGGCAGCUGAGCCCCCUGGGGCCAUUUCGGACUUUUUCAUGAGGGAAGCCUCUCUGCCAAGCUGCGACGGGGCAGCAUCCCAUCCAAGGCCAGACUUUUUCCCCCCAGAGCCGGAGCCGGAGAAAACUUCUCGCUGCGGCUUCCGGAAGCGUAAGGAGACGGUGGUGCACCAGCGAGCAUUCAUGGGAGAGAAGCCCUACAUCUGCAUCGAGUGCGGGCAGAGCUUCAACCGCAGCUCCGACCUGAUCCGGCACCAGAGGAUCCACACUGGGGAGAAGCCGUACAUGUGUGCUGACUGUGGCAAGAGCUUCAGCCGCCGCUCCCACCUUAUCCAGCACCAGCGUGUCCACACGGGCGAGCGGCCAUACCAAUGUAAGGACUGCGGGAAGAGCUUCAGCCAGAGCACACACCUGGUGCAGCACCAGCGCAACCACACUGGCGAGAGGCCUUAUGUCUGCGCCAAGUGUGGAAGGAACUUCUACCAGAACUCAGGCCUGCUCCGCCACGCAAACUUUCACACAGGCGAGAAACCCUACAAGUGCCCCCAGUGCGGGAAGCGCUUCAGCGACAGCUCCAACCUCAUUGCCCACCAGCGGCUCCACACGGGUGAGAAGCCCUACAAGUGUGCUGACUGCAACAAGUGCUUCAGUGAGAGCUCGAAGCUGGUCAUUCACCGGCGUGUCCACACAGGUGAGAAGCCAUACUUGUGCCCUGACUGCGGGAAGAGUUUCAGCCAGCGCUCGCACCUUGUCCAGCACCGUCGCACCCACACUGGAGAGAAGCCCUACAAGUGUGCCGAGUGUGGGACCUGCUUCAGUGACAACUCUACCCUCAUACGUCAUCGUCGUACCCACACUGGGGAGAAACCUUUCAAGUGCUCCCACUGUGGGAAGAGCUUCAGUCGUAACUCUUACUUAGUCUCACACCAGCGGGUGCAUGUGUGGUAGGCAGCAUCCCUAGGUGUGGUUUGAGGGUGAUCUAGGAAGGAACUCCUGGUCCAGGCCUGUCCACAAUGUGCCUAAGGGACAAGGGGGCGGACAAGAGUGUGACUACACUGGGGCUGCUGGCCCGGGUAAUGCCUUUGGCCCAUGUUGCCCUUUUCAGUCACCUCAUCCUCCCAGUGCACUUUGGGCAUAGACAGAAGGUGUGUAGUGGUUGUGAUGGGUAGUUCUGCAUCCCAAGGCCUCGUCAUCCUCUUUCCCUGGUACUAGGAUUGGAUGCCAUCUGCCACAUGAAUAAGUGCAGAUGUUUUCUCCCACCUCCCCGUCUGAGGUGUCUGUCUGCCUGGGAGCCUUAGGAGAGAAUACACGAUGUCAGGUCACAUGAUGAGAACCUGCUCGGUCAUGCAACGUAUGCAUGUGUAGUCAUGUCAAGGAAAGUAAGAUGGGAGAUGAGGUCCUUACGGGGCUUUGUCCCACUCUCAGAUGAAAUGUGACCUGUGUAAUAUCGCACAGGUCUGUGGAAGCUCACCAUGCUUGUGGUCAAAGCCAGCUCUGUGUCUCAUACAGCAGUCAGGAAGGUUAAAGCUGAGUAAGUCCUGGUGAGAAGCUGGAGACUGCAUUAUGUGUACACAGUGUGUGGGCCAACUUGAAGCACAGGCAAAGACCACUUGAGUCUGCUUGUGAAAGGAACGUGUAGGCAUACCCUGAGCAGAGAAGGAAGGCAUGCCUGCAAAGGUUUUCUGCAAAUGCUGCUUGGAUGAAAGAAAUGAGGGAGCUGUAGGAUAGGGGCAUGGCCUGUUCUGGGAUCUCAGAACUGGUGGGUAACUGAUGUAGAAAACUAUCAUACUUGAAGGCUUUAAAAAUAAAAAAAUAUAAUUAUACUUGUGCUGCUAAAACCGUGGUACGCAACUUGACAGGUGUGUGGAGGUCACCUGUGAGUUUGUGCUGGUAGCCUCCUCAUUCUACAGAAUUUGGGUUUACAGAUACAGUUGCAAAAUGGGACAAAGCAAUAGUGUACUAGGACAGACCUGAUUCCAUACCAGUAUUUCUCAAGUCCUAUUUUGACCAGUGUGUGUGCGUGUGUAUGAAUAAGAUCCGUAUGUAUGUAGUCACAUACGUGUGAACUAGCUUUUAUACUACAUGUAUCUUCACACUCAUGUGAGUGAUCAUGUGUGCACACACCAUGGCAGUAGUCAAAAUGGUCAGCUGUACGAACUACGCCAUAUCAGUACUUCUCAGAAUGCUAAGCAUACUGUAUAUCCUAGCAUUUCUCAAUAACAAGCUGGGAGAAAUAGGUUUUUUACCAAAACAUCUGAUUUUUCAUAUCAGGACAUUCAGUUUUACACUGAUUACUUUGUGUGUGUGUGUGUAUAAGAUCUGGAAUAGAGUUGUUUUAUUUAUAUAUCUAUAAAAAAUGUGUGGCCUCUGUGGUUGCAAGGAGUGACUUCUAAAUGUCAUUCAGUGUAGUGCUCUCCCCCUUGUUUUACACAGGUACAUGUCAGUGGCAUUUGUAGGGUGUACCCCCCUCAUGGUUUUAACUACAAGGAAUUGCAGUGCAACACUUUACAUUGUUUAUAUUUUUGGCUGUUUUGCUGCUGAUCGUUUUAGUGGCGGUACCAGCACUGCUGGAGCUUAGAAAAGAUUUCUGAUUUGCAGUGUACCUUACUAAUCCUGCAACUGGCUCCAUGGCUUCAGUAGGUCUCUGGAAAAAGGAAUGCAGACUGAAGCCAGUGAAAGGACCAGAGCUGUGGUGGGGAAGAGAUGAAGGAAAUAAAGAUGCUAAGAAGAUCCAUGGAUUUGAGCAGCUGCUGGCCAGGGAUGCUUGUGAAUGGCUUGCCUUACAGACCUUGCUACUCUCCAAGGGAUUGCAGGGAUCCUUUCUGCCAGCCCCACUUCUUGACACUUAACUGCUGAUAAAAUGUUAUUUUCGUACAGUUUAAUAAAAAGGAGCUGUAGGGGGAGCAUGAAAUUGUUUGCAGCUCCUAGAGGAACAAGGCACCUUUAUUUGCAGCUGCUCAGGGAAGUAGAAGGAGCUUUCAGAAAUGGGGUGGGCUUUGUUUACACAGGAACCAAAGCCUUCAUUUGCAAAUGCCCAUUUUUGCUUUUAGUUUUGUGUUUGUGGGUUUUUUUAUUUUUUUUUAUUUAUUUUUUAUGAACAGCUUCAAACCAAUGACUUCUCAAUUUCAGUUCCACUUCUGGAAAGUGGUUUGGCAAUGUGACUAAGGGUCAUCAGGUUGGUUCCAGAAGCAUCAAGAUUUUCAUUUGCUAGCAGACUUUCAGAAGGGAUACUACAAAGCCUCAGUUUGUAGGCUCAUUUUUAACCAAAUUCAGAGGUUGUGCUUCAGUCCAGCUGUAGAACUGAUGUGGGUCUGUCCCAUUGCAGAUUACUUUCCCUAAAGGUAAUCUACAGCACUAAAACUGUUUGGCUAAGAAACCCUGUUUGCCAGAGAAAGGCAUCAUGUGAAUGCAACUUUUCUUUUGGCUAUCUGAACAGAGUUGCAAUGAAAUCAAACCUACAUCUGCACAUAGCUGAGCUCAACUCAGAGGGAAACCCUCACAUCAAGAUUCUGGUUUGAGAAGCAAGCUGCCCCUGAAUAUGCUUUCGCAGCAGUCCUUUGAGCAUUUCUUUUCUUUCCUACAUGCUUUGUGAAGUGCUGUGUAUACUUAACAGUGCUCUAUAAAUCAAAAGGAUUGACUUGCAUUUAUUUCUAAGAUCUUUAUGAACUUAAAACUGUAUGCCAAAUCAAAGUGGCCUUAGGGUUCGCAGCACAUUGCCAGUGCAGUAUCUUAGCAGCUAGGAUUGGAUUGCUCAUCAGUGUAAGCACAUUUCUGGAGUUCCUUUCCACAGCCACUGUUAGUUUUCUCUGUUCAGUGUCACUUGGCUGAAAUAAUUCACUUCCCCGAGCCUGUCUGCCCUUUACUGUUUGUGAUCAUCUAGCUGGAGAGAAGAAUCUGGGUACCACCCUUCCUUUGCUGUUGCAGAAGUUACAGGGUAUGUUCCUCUUCUUCCAGGAAUUUAAUUGUUUUGUGGGCAGUGCAAAUUCAUGAGUCACAUUCAGAAGACAGAGGUACGGGCAUGUGCAAAAAUUCAAGAACGAGAAGGUUUACUUCCACAGCAGCUAGCUCACUGGCUUCUCUACCAGCUGUCUCCUCCCCAGGAUCAUGGUGGGAGACUACUGGAAAAAGGAAAAGGUAAUUAGCUACUAUCACUCCAGCAGACCAUCUGUAGCACACUCCAUCCCAGACCCGUGGUCACCAGCUGGUGCCCAGAUCCUCCUACCAGCUGGGGAGCUCUGUAGAAUACUGUAAAUUCCUGUUGUGCUAAUUGUGCUUAGAUACUACAGUGAGACGAUGGCACAUUAGAAAUACCCAAGAUAGACAAAUGGAUGAAUGACAUCUCUGAAAUAAAAUUUUUCACCCUAGUGUUUUUCGUUAGCCCAUGUUUUUUUCUUUCUUUCUCCCCAGAGUGACCUCCUGAGCAUCAGUUUCUUGGCCCCUGGCAGGACCAGGUUUGGAAAUAAUGUGUCAUCCUUCACAGAGCGAUGACUUACUUACACAGCUGCUGUGCAAUGCAAAUAAGAUUCCAUAGGUGAGGGGUAUUCUUAGAAUUCGUCUUAAUAAUGUGAAUCUGAAAAGCCAGAGGAUGGCACACAGUGCUCACCAUUCCUUUAUGAGAGAGUGCAGGACCUUAUUCUGCAAUGACACACUGUCUUGCUGGUAGAUGAACCUGGUUCUAGCAGAGCUGCAGCUGCUCUGAGGAGGUACCUACCCAGUUCUGUCACCUGGGUUGUAUGGGAUCCAGGUUUCUGUUCUCCUGCUGAAAAAAUAUGUGUAAUAGCGAUGACUGAAAUACAGCUUCUUUUACAUU